CUAAACUUAAAAAUUGAAACUUUAUGACAAUUUCUUUAGGGUUAUUGUUCAACAAGUCUGUAGUUUCAUAAUUUCUCAAAUUUAGUGUUUUUGCUAUUCUAAAUCAUUCUUAUUUUUAUCAAUGAGUUAGGGCUUUUUUGUAAUCUAAAUUGACUCUUCCUGUGUGACUAAUUGUGAAUGUGACUAAAUUUCAGGAAUGGGUGAUUUUACAUAUAUAACCCUGAGAUAUUUUCAUGGUGGUGGUUUGAAUAGUAAAAGUAAAAAUCAGAUUAUCAGGGUGGUGAAGUCACAGAUAUUUUUUAUGUGGAUGUGGAUAAAUUAUCUUAUUUUGAGCUAACUGACUUUUUAAAAGAGUUAGGGUAUGUUACAACAAGGUGCACUUUUUAUCUAAGGCCACCUAAAAAGGACUUUCUGUUAUCUUUUCAAUGUGAUGAGGAUAUUUUUUAACUUUCACAAUCCUUUGAAAAUGGGGAUAUUGUUGAGUUGUACGUUUGUCACAUGAUUGAUCAACUUGAUCUAUUUGAUGGUCCCCAUUGGCUUGCUGAAAUACACUACUACCAAUGAGGAAUCUUUUGUUAUUUUUAAUAAAGAAGGUGACAAGGGGGUCCAUGAAGGGGAUAGAGUUAUUGAAAAAGGGGUUGAGGGUGGUCAUUUUAGUGAAGCACUAACUACUGCAGCAUAUGUUAAGCUUGAAAAUGAGGCUGCACCUGGUGAGGCCUCAUCUGCUGGUUUUGUUAUAGCUAGUGGUGAGGUUGCAGUUGGCGGUGAAGCUGCAGCUACUGCUGAGGCUGCACCUGGUGGGGCCUCAUCUACUGGUGUUGUUGCAGCUGGUGGUGAGGUUGCAGCUGGUGGUGAAGUUGCAGCUGGUGGUGAAGUUGCAAAUACUUAUGUUUCUGACCUCUCAACUGAAAACAACUCAGAUUCAGACCAUGAAGAUUUAUUUGUUGAAGAUGAUGCUAAAUUUGAAAGUGAUGUGCAUGAGGAGGACAUAAACUUGAGGGCUGGAAGGAGGAAAUACCAGAGGAGGAAGAAAAGAGAAAGAAUACCUAAUGACCCUACAAAAGUUCUUGUUGGUGAAAUUGGUCCAGAUUUGGGAUUUGAAGAGACAGAAGGUGUUGAUAAAAGUUUAAAAGGUAAAGUUGUUGGGGAUAAGCCUGUGUAUUUUAGUUCUGAUGAAUAUAGUGUGGACUCUGAUUUAGAAGAUGGGUUAGGAAGGACAGAUAGUAGAAAGGUAGUGUAUGAUGAUUCUGCAAAACAGGUUGUGUGGCAAUUGGGCAUGGUUUUUGAGGAUGUGAAUGAGUUUAGAGAUGCUGUUAAAAAAUAUGCACUUCAAAGAAGUGUUAAGUUAGAAAAGUAUAUUAAUGAGUCUAAAAAGGUUAGGGUUAGAUGUAGGGAAGGGUGUCCUUGGCUGUUGUAUGCAAGUAUUAACAAGUCUACCAAUGAUUUUCAAAUUAAAACCUACAAUCAUAAGCAUAGGUAUAUCAAAACCUCUAGAAAUUCCAUGUGUAAUGCAAAAUUCCUGCACAAGCAUUUCAAAGAUAGAAUCAGUGAGCAGCCAAACAUAAAAAUAUUUCAGUUCCAACAGUUGAUUAGAAAAGAAUUGGGUAUACAUGUUGGAAAGAGUAUUGCCAGGAGAGCUAAAGGUAAAAUACUUCAAGAUUUAAUGGGUAAUCAUGUGAAAGAGUUUGGAAGAAUAUUUGACUAUAGGGAUGAAAUGUUAAGGUCCAAUCCGGGCACCACUUGUGUUGUGAAAGUUGAUGAUUCUGAUGAUAGUGGUAAACUUAUUUUUCAAAGUUUCUACAUUUGUUUUGAUGCAUGCAAAAAAGCUUUUUUGGAUGGUUGUAGAAGAUGUAUUGGUUUAGAUGGAUGUUUUUUGAAGGGAGUAACCAAAGGACAGUUGUUGGUUGUUGUGGCUAAAAAUGGCAAUAAACAAAUAUUUUCUAUUGCUUGGGCUGUAGUACAGUAUGAGAAUAAGAACACUUGGAUAUGGUUUGUGAAAUUGUUGAUAGUGGAUUUGGGAUUAACAGAUGACAGAGAUUACACAAUCAUUUCAGAUAUGCAAAAGGGUCUUAGAGCAACAUGAUGGAGCUUUUACCAGAGGUGGAGCAUAGGAUGUGUGCAAGACACAUCCUUGCCAAUUGGG
Molecule: messenger RNA, 2143 nt
Organism: Capsicum annuum
Lineage: Eukaryota; Viridiplantae; Streptophyta; Magnoliopsida; Solanales; Solanaceae
Exons: 2
Coding region: 524-2083 (519 amino acids)
Source: RefSeq, a predicted model, not a curated record